CAGCAUUUUCACAUUGCAGCCUACCUAUCCAACACAGACACAUCAACACCAUCUCGACAACACCUAUCGUCAAGCAGUGCACAAUGGCCAUCUUUGACUUUCAAUCCUUGCCCACGGAACUCGGCGAGCGGAUCAUCCACUUCGCUAUCAGGGCGAGGUCGCUCAACCGUGCCCUCAGAUUGAGGCUCGUGAGCAGGCAGCUGCGGGAGCUGGUAGAUCAAGACAUGUUUCGCACGCGCAUGCUGGACGAGCACCUCCAGAACGCCUUGAGAAACAAGUACUACGCACUGCCAUGGUACGAGUCACGCGACUCUGGACGCAUGUUUUACAAGCAGGGGGAGCGGGACAUGCAUCGGCUGGUCCUCCUCAAGCGCUAUCUCGCCUACCGCAUCCUCAGCAAGCCGCACCUCAGCCCCGAGUGCCCGGAAACCCUGCUCCGCCGCGCCGCCGCGCGCCUCGCCGAGGAGCUCGGUGAGGGCGGCGAGGACGGCACGCGGAGGCACAUGGCCACCAUAUGCCAGGUGGCGUUCUGGGAGUCCCCGUUCUACAGGCGGUUUGACCUGGAAGGAGAAAGCCCCGACGCCUACAUCAUCUCUCCCUUCAAUCCAGCUUACCAUGCCCAAGGGGAUGGGCCGCUGAAGGAGAUCCUUCUCCAUGCGGCCAUUCAUAUGGGCAACGUCAACCUGGCCAAGCGCAUGUACGCACUGGAGUCUUGGGACUUGUGUGACGUCGAGGUGGCCAGGAGAAUUUACGCCCUGCAAAGUACAGACCCCGAGAGUGUAGCGACGGCAAUAUCCAAAAGACAGGAUGGGCGGCUAGUAUGCGCAGCGUCACAUGGUGGCCGGGAAGUACUGCAGCUAUUCUGUGCGAAGGAGUGGAAUUUCACGCUAGCAUCACAUCCUAGGGGAGAGUUUAGCGACGACUUUCUCAUGGUGCACAUCGUCAAAGCGCUAGAAUAUGGCUGCGACACGGACCUCAUCCACUACCUGCUCGACGCCGGGGAGUGGGACCUUUCCAGGCUGAGCGCCUGGGCCACCGACGCGUUCCGGGGGGCCAUGCUUCGAGCCUCGAGCCCAGACAUCUUGGAGCGCCUGGUCCGGCUCGCAGUCCCGGGCUUUUCGCUACUCAACAGCACCCACCACUUUCGCAGGCAAGGCACCCUCUAUUCCUGGGCCACGCCUAUGGCAGGCCGCCUCGUGUACCACGCCGCCGCCGGCAACGCGGCCAUGCUGCAGUACUUGCUCGACCAGCAAGGCGGCGCCGCCGUCAUCAACAACCCGGACAGCGCCUCCCUGCCGGCCCACCCCACAACGCCGGAAGCGGCCCGCGACCUGGAGGACGGCCGCUGGCUCAAGCCCCGGGUGCGCUCCGGCGGCAACUCGCGGCGCUACCGCCCCGGCAACCGGCCGCUGCUGGC
Molecule: messenger RNA, 1417 nt
Organism: Gaeumannomyces tritici R3-111a-1
Lineage: Eukaryota; Fungi; Ascomycota; Sordariomycetes; Magnaporthales; Magnaporthaceae
Exons: 2
Molecular function (GO): protein binding
Source: RefSeq, a predicted model, not a curated record